UGGAGCCACCUGGUUCGUGAUUCGUCCAGUGGUGAGGGAUAACUCAAGGGGUGAUCGUACACCGCGAGAGAGAGAGGGGUGUUAAGGAAAUCACGUAUUGACGCGUUUGCGUGGUCACGCCGGCGCGUUGCUUCCGUAGAGAAUCCCGAGUGGAGGCGCCGAGGGGAAGAGAAUACUGAAAAGCUCUCGCGGAGGUCGGGCCAGUUUCGAUCGCUCAAUAUUCAACCCCUCGCCAGACGGGAGUGCCGAGAGAGAGAGCGCGCAGCGGCUCCUACAGACGGGGGGUACGAAUCGACGUACUUUCAUUCCUUCCUUUGCGCCCUCGCCUGCGGAGAGCUGUUCGAUCGCGGCCAACGUUCCAGACGGCCGGAGGAAGUCCUUAGCCCACGAAAAAGAUUUAGGCGCGCGGCUGGCAGCAUAAUUUUCCGUUUGUCUGUCUGUCUGUCUGUCGCCCCAGAAAGCACCAGCCUUUUUCUCGCGCUUCCUCAUCUUUCUCAUCGUCGGGACAUUUUCCGCCGCCGUGCUGCGAGAUGGAGGGCAAGAAAGUCGAGCAGUACUACACCCCUCCGCCGAAGCUUGGAAAAUGGGAGGGCUUUCGCAUCUUCCUCUGGAACUCCGAGACGGGACAGUUCUUGGGGCGUACAGGCGCUAGUUGGGCUAAGAUUUUGCUGUUCUACGUGAUUUUCUAUGCCGUCCUAUCUGGUUUCUUUGGUGCGAUGCUCGCCGUGUUCUAUCAAACGUUGGACCCGAACGCACCAAAAUGGAAGCUGGAUAACUCGCUGAUUGGUACCAACCCGGGUCUCGGUUUCAGACCAAUGCCUCCUGAGAGCAACGUCGAAAGUACCUUGAUUUGGUACAAGGCUAGCGAUGAGGGUAAUUACCUUCACUGGACCAACAUGUUGGACAAAUUCUUGAAAGAAUAUCAAAAACCGACGAGCGGUACAAACGACUUUGACCGAAGAGUGAUCUGCGAUUAUGGUAAGCCAGCGCCACAGGGAAAAGUGUGCGACGUCGAUAUGGCCAACUGGGGUCAAUGCACGAAGGAAAACAAAUACGGCUUCAACAAAUCUGCGCCUUGCAUUUUCUUAAAACUAAAUAAGAUUUUCGGAUGGGAACCGCAAUUCUAUAACGAUACGAAAAACUUACCGUCUACGAUGCCAGUAGAUCUUCAGGAGCAUAUCAGACAGGAGGAAGUUGCCAACAGAUUGGACACCGUGUGGGUAUCCUGUGCUGGCGAACAUCCGGCCGAUGUGGAGAACAUGGGCGCUAUUCAAUACAUUCCACGACGCGGUUUUCCCGGUUAUUAUUUCCCGUUCGUAAAUACUCCGGGAUAUUUGAGCCCUCUUGUAGCUGUGUUCUUCGAAAAGCCCAAAUACGGAGUGCUCAUCAACAUCGAAUGUAAGGCGUGGGCGCACAACAUUAUUCACGAUAGAUUCGAGAGACGUGGCUCGGUGCACUUCGAACUGAUGGUAGAUUAAGUCUGGAUUAUCGCGGCAAAUCGCCAGAUCACCGCUACCAACCGCGUUUAAAGUAGGAAGCCGUAAAGAGUAUAGAAAAAAAAACAAAAAAAAAAAA
This is a messenger RNA of Pseudomyrmex gracilis, 1575 nucleotides long. Its product is annotated as sodium/potassium-transporting ATPase subunit beta-2-like. NCBI's taxonomy places the organism in Eukaryota, Metazoa, Arthropoda, Insecta, Hymenoptera, Formicidae. The record is from RefSeq and is a predicted model, not a curated record. Gene Ontology annotation, cellular component: sodium:potassium-exchanging ATPase complex. The transcript has 5 exons. Gene Ontology annotation, molecular function: ATPase activator activity. Gene Ontology annotation, biological process: sodium ion export across plasma membrane; intracellular sodium ion homeostasis; intracellular potassium ion homeostasis. The coding region runs from base 531 to 1478 and encodes 315 amino acids.